AUGAAUCCCCUUUUUACCACCAUCGCGGCUCUCGUUGCCACAGCCAAUGCCUUGAUUGCACUGCAACCCCCGGACACCAGGCUUCCACCCCAAGCAGGCCUCGAGAUCAACCUCAGUCAACCGUACACACUCACCUGGAACCAUGACAACACCGAGACCGGAAACCUCUGCAUCGACCUGGUGACCUACGUGAACUUCUGCCCCGAAUCAGCCCGUAUCGUCAUAAAUACCCCGAUCGUAAACGACCAAUACACCCUUACCCUCAGCGACAUCCAGAGUAAGAUGUUGACUGCCCAGACCCAAAACGGAUGUCCUAAUCAGCCCCAGAAUCGGCCUAUUGAUAGGGGGUAUGCUCUUGCUUCGGAAUAUUUUGAACCGAGAAUACGGGGCUGA
Molecule: messenger RNA, 393 nt
Organism: Aspergillus sclerotioniger CBS 115572
Lineage: Eukaryota; Fungi; Ascomycota; Eurotiomycetes; Eurotiales; Aspergillaceae
Exons: 2
Coding region: 1-393 (130 amino acids)
Source: RefSeq, a predicted model, not a curated record